Rotaria sp. Silwood1 is the source of this 1896-nucleotide messenger RNA. The record is from the annotation of a GenBank genome assembly. NCBI's taxonomy places the organism in Eukaryota, Metazoa, Rotifera, Eurotatoria, Philodinida, Philodinidae.
AUGGCUACAAUGACUGCGACCAACGUACGUGAUGUCGGCCCAAAAGAUAUGCAAACAUCGAACAAUGCAUCAACAAGAAUAGAUUUAGCAAAUAUUGCCGAUGUUCCUUAUUAUGUUGAAAAACGAUAUGUUCGUGCAGUUGAUAAUGGCGAUGAAUUUCAAUAUGAAGAAGUACCCAUUGAAGAAUUUUAUGAUGAUGAUAAAGAAGAUACACUUGAUGCACUUAUUCGUAAUGUAAAAGAUCAACAACGUGAAUCACAAGUCACAACAACAUCAACUUCUGCAACAGUUCCUCGUGGUACACUAACUACUCAACCAGAAGCUGUUGAUGAUUUUGUUCGUAAUUUUCUUGUUCGUAUGGGUAUGAAAAAAACAAUGCAACAAUUUCAAAUUGAAUGGCAUAAUUUAUCAUCUUCGGGACGUAUUAAAACAAAUGAAUGUGGUUAUUUACCAGAUGUAGUUAAACAUAAUGAAGAAUUAAGUGAAAAAAUGAAAUUACUCGAAUCAGAAGUUGAUCGAUAUCGAAAAUCAGCCGAAAAAGCUCGAGAAGAAUUUGUUAAAAUGAAAAAAGAACGUGAUUAUCAUCGACAACAUCAUAAUCGCAUUGCUCAAGAAAAAAAUAAUCUUGUUACAUUUGUUAAACGAUUAAAAUCUCAUCUAUCAACAUUUGAACCACAAUUAGAUGAAUUAAAAUCUAAAUAUGAUGGAGCUAUGCGUGAAAAAAUGGUUUAUAAAUUAGAAAAAGAAAAAUUACAAAAUGAAUUAAAUUCAUUAAAACUGGGUAGUUCGACAACAUUACAAAAUACGCCAGAAGGAGAAUUAGGACCAACACAAACUAAACUUCGAGAAUUAAGACUUAAAGAAGAAAAGAAAAGACUAGCAAUACCAAAUGAACAGCAACGAUUAACUGGUUCAUCUGAAUCAACAAAUGAAUCACAUCCACGCGAUUCCGAAUUUCCUGUUGAUACAGGAAAUAAUCCAUAUUUAAAUCGAUUUGCUGAAGAUGCUUUUCAUCGAUCAACAUUAACAUUAGCAAAAGACAUUGAAGCACAUGACGGUCCUAUAAGUUGUGCUGCUAUUCAUCCUCGUAAACAUGUUGCUGUAACAGUAAGUGAUGAUCGAUCAUGGAAAAUGUGGGCUAUUCCUGAAGGCGAUAUGAUUAUGAAAGGUGAAGGUCAUUCAGAUUGGGUAUCUGGUGUUGAUUUUCAUCCCAGUGGAAAUAAAAUGGCAACAUGUUCUGGUGAUACAUCAAUUAAAAUUUGGGAUUUUUCACAAAAAAAAUGUAUUCAUACAUUUACAAAUCAUCUUCUACCAGUUUGGUCUGUUCAUUUUCAUUCAUGUGGAGAUUUUAUUGCUUCUGCUUCUCAGGAUAAAACUGUUCGUUUAUGGGAUUUAAAUAGCCUUCGUUGUCGAACAGUUAUGCGUGGACAUCAGGAUUCAGUUCAUUCAGCUGAAUUAUUAAUGUUUUCAAAUAUAAUUCUAUCCAGUUCAGUUGAUAAGACUCUUAUGUUAUGGGAUGCUCGAACAGGUCUACCAGAGCAUACAUUCGUUGGUCAUGCUAAUCCUUGUAAUCAAGCAACAUUUAAUUUACGAGGUGAUACAAUUGCAUCUUGUGAUUCAAAAGGAAUAGUUAAAUUAUGGGAUGUGAGAACAAUAAAAAGUAUGGUUACACUUGAUUUAGGACCUUAUUCAGCAAAUAGUGUUUCAUUUCAUCCGACUGGACAACUUUUAACAGCAGCUUCUAGCGAUCGAACAAUUAAACUUUAUAACAUUGGUACUGAACAGUUAAUACCAUUAAGUAGUCAUCAUGAUGAAGUUCAAUAUGUUAAAUUCGACCUAAAAGGACAAUAUAUGGUUUCAACUGGUCGUGAUCGAACCCUACGUGUUUGGUCGUAA